CACUCUCCGACAGCAAGAAGAUGAAGUUGAGAAAAACUUCCAAGAGUCACUCAAAUAUGCCAUUCGGUUGUGCGGUUUCGACCAUGCGCGUGCAGUUCGGCCGCUUGGACUUCUCUUGAGUGAAAAGGCUAUAUUUUCGUACAACUGGGCUUUUCAGGAGGCCAUCAAUUCCCGCAAAUUCAAUGCAAUGGAGGCCGUCAUGAAGCGCUAUGCCAAUUUUCCUCGGUCUGAACUCCGUUGGCCCAUUGGAGGCGCUCUCCUAAUCUAUGCCAUUGACUGUAGAAGCUGGUUUUUGCUAAACACCUUCAGCGUGCUUCCAUUCCAUAUCGGGGAAAGCUCUCAUAGCUCGUCCUCGGAGCAUGGAACCGCAAGGCCCAAUGAUUUACCUUCGCUGGAGUUUAGCGAAUUGGUCGCUUUCUGUCAGAAUUCGCCGUACAAAGACGAAGUUCACAGCGGAAACGAUGAAAAGGUUCUGUCAGAGGUGUUCAAUAACGUCGCAUACCUUGUACAUGAUCUUAAGAGCACCAUCUUUUCUAACCGAACAUGGGCCUGGCCAAUUUUGGAUCGAAUAAACGAGGUAUGUCGGCAACGGCUAAGAGAUAAGUACAUAAGGAGCUUCACAGUAGAUGACCGUCUGAAAUAAAUGUGGCGAAUAUGAGGCGGAGAUUUGAGGGAUGUCAACUGUCUUUUGUUGUAUAACUUCCGUAAUUAGCGUCAGGUUAUGUCUCAAGAAGCAUCCGUCACUGUCAUGUGAGAUUCAGCACCUAACGAGGUAAUGAUAUUUAGACGGGGUUGAAACAAAAUCCAGUUGAGAUACUUAUAAUCUGUGUGCGCUCUCACAUCUUCUCAC
Molecule: messenger RNA, 850 nt
Organism: Aplosporella prunicola CBS 121167
Lineage: Eukaryota; Fungi; Ascomycota; Dothideomycetes; Botryosphaeriales; Aplosporellaceae
Exons: 1
Coding region: 188-643 (151 amino acids)
Source: RefSeq, a predicted model, not a curated record